Messenger RNA from Microtus ochrogaster (prairie vole), 1362 nucleotides. RefSeq names its product HEN methyltransferase 1 (gene Henmt1). The record is from RefSeq and is a predicted model, not a curated record. NCBI's taxonomy places the organism in Eukaryota, Metazoa, Chordata, Mammalia, Rodentia, Cricetidae. Gene Ontology annotation, cellular component: cytoplasm; nucleus. Gene Ontology annotation, biological process: siRNA processing; RNA methylation; piRNA processing. Gene Ontology annotation, molecular function: RNA methyltransferase activity; O-methyltransferase activity.
ACGCGGGCGACAGAGGGAACACUGACGUCCACACCCCCACUGAGGCGUCUCGUGUGAAAAGGGAGCAUUUGGCAUUUACAGCUGAGUUGCUGCUGAGUCUCUGAUACAGAGCCUGGAGGAUAAAUCUGCAUUAUCACUCUUAUUUUUGUCGCAGCGGAAGUUGGAAACAAAAUGGAAGUGGCAGAAAAGAACAUACCGUGCAGCAGUGUGGUUGGAGGUAAUUUUGAAGAGGUUUGUCCAGAGAGGGUGAUUAGGUUUAAACCGCCAUUAUACAAACAACGGUACCAGUUCGUUAGAGAUUUAGUGGAUCGCCAUGAACCCAAGAAGGUUGCAGACCUGGGAUGUGGUGAUACCAAGCUCCUAAAGCUGCUAAAAAUCUAUCCAUGCAUUCAGCUGCUUGUUGGGGUAGAUAUCAAUGAAGAAAAAUUACAUUCAAAUGGGCAUUACUUGUCUCCCUACCUGGGGGAGUUUGUAAAACCCCGAGAUCUAGAUUUGACUGUCAUCUUGUAUCAUGGCUCUGUUGUGGAGAGAGACUCUCGCCUGCUUGGAUUCGAUUUGAUAACAUGCAUUGAAUUAAUAGAGCAUUUGAAUUCAGAUGACCUGGCCAAAUUUCCCGAAGUGGUCUUUGGAUACCUGUCGCCAUCCAUGGUUGUCAUCACCACACCAAAUGCUGAAUUCAACCCCCUGUUUCCCACAGUGUCCCUGAGGGAUGCAGAUCAUAAAUUCGAGUGGAGCAGAAAGGAGUUCCAGACCUGGGCUUCGCGGGUGGCAAACUGCUACAAUUAUUGUGUGGAGUUUACUGGGGUCGGGACACCCCCAGCUGGGUCUGAGCAUGUCGGAUAUUGCACCCAGAUAGGUGUCUUUAGGAAGAACAGCGGGAAGCUAGCUGAAUCCCAUGCUUCACAGCAGCAUGACCGGCAUGUGUACAAAGUUGUUUAUACAACCACCUACCCAAGUUUACAGCAGGAAAAGGUGCUCAAGUUUGUACUGGUCGGGGAGCUCCUGAUACAAGUGGAACGCUUGAGACUGAGAUACCAGCGGAUGCUGAGGGAACAGGAGAAGGAACUGGGCCCUAAGCCAGGGCACACGGACUGCUCCCCAGCCCCUCACCUACUCUUGGGAGCAGUAUUCACAGAGGCUGAAAAGGCCAGGAUAGAAAAUACUCCCCAGCCCUUCUGUGAAGGAGAGAAGUUUUUCAUACCCCUGAGGAGACUGCUCGCUUAUCCCAAGCUGCAGCACUUGUGUACUGACGAAGAGAGGAUGCGGUCCCUCAUUGCUGACUCGGUGUCCCUAAGCAGCGACGGUUCUGCAGUCGUGGUUGACCUGCACAAUUCUUGGGAUUAUCGGCCUGAAGAUAAUUGA